GAGUGGUGACAGACAUGGGCACAACACUAGAAAUAUCGAGGACAUAGACCUCCCAUUGCACUUGCUCACUAAAUUCAAGGAUUCCUCAUCUCAUGCUUGAGCUUUCUUCUUCAACAAACUGCCGAAAACCCUGAAGACUAUAAUUAUUCAAUAUUCAUAAGACUCAAUAAUUGAGGAUGACACUCUCUUUGUCAAAGCACUCAAGCGCUAUCUGAUUAAGAGACCUUACUACACCACAACUGAGUAUAUGCAGGAGCAUACCUACAGUCACUAUGUGGGACGAAUUAUGGACUAUGACUGACGUGACCCCCAUUGAAGGAAAGAUAUUUUGACGAUACCCAGGCCACCAGACUGCGGAGAAGACAAGACAAGUCAGCUAUAAAGGCAUUCCACAGUGUCCGUACUUUGCCUACCAGGGGUGAUGUGCAUGAUCAUGGCACCAGAGGCAGGCUGAGGCUGGACCUGCCAUAUCGUAGAUUGGGGAGGACCCAGAGCAGCCUCAUCUACCAGCCAGCUAGAAUUUUGAACAGUUUCAACCAGGACUCUGCCAGAGUCGGUCUUGAAGAGGAGACAGAGGGCUUUCCUUCAGGAGAACCCCUUUUAUUCUCUGAGGGAGCUCUAUGCUUGUGAUCCUCAGACUAACAGAAAAAGCCUGAGCCACAUAGUCAACAAACUCUUGAAACACCUGGCCUUUCUACAACACUACCCACCAGAGUUGGUGUCAACUCGAGGCAACGUCAUCUUUGCAACAAUGCUGUUCAUCGCUCUACAGCCAGCUCUGGCCGUUUGCACGAGUUGGCAACACUGGAAUUUCAAGUCCAGGGUAUCGGCAGUCGAUAAUCUCAUAUUUUCACUGGGCGCUCUAUGUUUGUCCAUUGAUGUCUACAUGCUGUCAGAGAAAUUGCGCACUCUCAUCAAUUUGACAAGUUCCCAGUACAAAUUGUACAGCAUUGGUUCAAGAGUGGAAGAUGAUAGGAAGCAGUCUGAAAUAGCAGGUGAUAGAAGAUUCGGUAUUCUUGAAGAAAAUACUUUGAAAAAAUACGGAGAAGAUUUGGUUCAAGAAAAAGUGAGAAGUUUGGGGGGAACCUUUACCUCUAAAGAGCACAAGAGGACUUGGGUGAAUCGUGAAAACGAUAAUGGUACAAAAGUGGGAGACAGUAAUUUCUAUUAUGGAAAUCAUUUGAAAGAAGCAGAUAUCCUUGAAGAGAAAACAGAGGAUUUCUAUGGUAGAAAUAGACACAUCGAAGUUGUGGAAAUGUAUCAUGGAGAAACAAAAUUAUUCGAACAGAAAGAUGGGAGGGAGGAUGAAAUUAUUAAUUCGGAAACAAGAGAAUAUUUUAAUGAAAAAGGGAAAGUGUCAGCAUAUUUUAAUAGUGUGGAAAGAUCUAAAGCUAAUAGAAUGUCCAUCAGGAACCAUGUUAGUUGCAAUUUUAAAAUUGGACCUACCAAUGAAGAAAAACUAGGGGACAUGGAAGGUUCAAGAUUUGGAAUGAACAGUGGCAAAAAUGUCCACAGUGACUAUUUUUUAAAAAAGAAACAAAAACUUAUAGAAAAAGUCUCUCUGGAAGGAUGCAGACGAGCUGGAACCACUGCCAAUGUGAUCACGUCUUUUUUCUCCAGUUUCACUCUGAUUCCUUUAUCCGGUAUUCUCUUCUACUUCCUCCGCCUUGAAUCUGUCGGAAAUCUUCCUCUUCCCUUCAUCAUCUAUUCUCCAUUCUCCUUUUCACUAAACAUCACCGGAUUCUUCGAGUAUUUUCUUUUGGCUUCAGUGGAACUGUUCUAUAUCUACUACACAGCUGUGCUAGCGACAACCGUUCAUGUCAUACAAACGUUGUCUAUAAAUAAUUUGAUUGGAGAGAUGCGGCUAUUUCAUUUGAACGCUCAAGAAAUUGAUGGAGUGUUUGAGAGUGUGUUAGAUGACGUACAGAAUGAACUCAGACUGCGUUUAGUCGUCAGAGAACUUGCCAUACAUCAUCAAACUAUAUUCAGGAAAGUAAGAGAUUUGAACUAUGGCUCUGAUUUUCGAAUUUUUUAUGCAAACUCUUACAUUUGUCUGCAAAUUGUGUUUGGAAUUUUCAUUUUUUUGAAAGGUGAAUUAAUAUUGAAAAUCAAGUAUGGUCUGAUGGUAAUCACUAUAGCACUGCUGGAAUUUAUCUUCAGCGAGAACGGGCAAAGAUUACAGGAUGAGGGAGAAGAGCUGAGACAAGCACUGUACCAGUGUGACUGGAUAGGAAAACCAGCAUGGUUCACAAAAGUUUUCCAGAUUCUUAUGAUCCGUAACAACAAUCUGCCAAAAGUUGGUCUUCUGAACUUGUUCACACUAAACAGAAAUAAUGUGACCGUGGUGAUUCGAGGUGCCUACUCCUAUUUCAGUUUACUAAACAAAAUUUCUUCAUAAAUAUUUAAUGUCUGAAAUAGAAUAUGGACUAAAAUGAUAGUUCCUCAAGACGAAUACUACCAUACUAAAUUACCUACCUGCCUUAUUAUUGUACAUCACGGCUCAUCUUUUAUAAUAACUAGAUUUAGAAUAAAAGUUCUUUUCAAGACC
Nilaparvata lugens (brown planthopper) is the source of this 2548-nucleotide messenger RNA. RefSeq lists its product as uncharacterized. Bases 752 to 2398 code for a protein of 548 amino acids. The record is from RefSeq and is a predicted model, not a curated record. Gene Ontology annotation, molecular function: olfactory receptor activity; odorant binding. NCBI's taxonomy places the organism in Eukaryota, Metazoa, Arthropoda, Insecta, Hemiptera, Delphacidae. Gene Ontology annotation, cellular component: plasma membrane. The transcript has 8 exons. Gene Ontology annotation, biological process: sensory perception of smell; detection of chemical stimulus involved in sensory perception of smell.